CGUGUCAUCAGUGAAGUAGCAAAUAUAUAGGCGAAAGCUACUCCCAGAUCGUGUAGCAACAAUACUGUAAAGACAGUUUGGAAACCUGUAUUUAAUUUUAAAUCGUUGUUCAGUACGCGUCCGGGGAGGCACUCUUGCACAUCAUGGGACUCACUAUCUCCUCACUGUUUUCCAAGCUUUUUGGCAAGAAACAGAUGAGGAUACUUAUGGUUGGUUUGGAUGCAGCGGGUAAAACCACUAUUUUGUACAAACUGAAGCUGGGAGAGAUCGUAACCACGAUCCCAACAAUUGGUUUUAACGUGGAGACGGUGGAGUACAAGAACAUCUGCUUCACCGUGUGGGACGUGGGCGGCCAGGACAAGAUCCGGCCCCUGUGGAGGCACUAUUUCCAGAACACACAGGGGCUCAUCUUCGUCGUGGACAGCAACGACAGAGAGCGAGUCACAGAAUCCGCAGAGGAGCUCUCCAAGAUGCUGCAGGAGGACGAGCUGCGGGACGCCGUCCUGCUGGUGUUCGCCAACAAGCAGGACCUGCCCAACGCCAUGGCCGUGAGCGACCUGACAGACAAGCUGGGCCUGCAGAGCCUACGGAGCAGAACUUGGCACGUCCAGGCUACCUGUGCCACACAGGGCACUGGCCUGUACGAAGGGCUGGACUGGUUAUCCAACGAGCUGUCCAAGCGCUAAGGAUGUGACGGAGGGAGCAAGACCAGCGAGAACAAGGGAGUGAGCGUGCUUGAGAGAGAGCGUAGGACGAGAAUUUCAACCGGAGAAAACUUCUUCUUGUCUAAAUUGUCCGUGUGUCUGUCUGGUAGAACUUGAACUUAUGGACUUUGCAAUCAGUUCCAGUUGUGAAAUCUUCUUUGUUUUUUUUUGUUUUUUUCCUUCCUCUUUUUUUUCCCUUGUUAUUCCCACUGAUGUCACAUAGUCUCUUCUCUUUCGUUUCCCAUCCAACUUUUUAAGUUGCAUGUUUUUAAAUAAAAUUUAAAAAAAAAAAAGGAGGGAAGUGAUAGUGCUGAGGACGUCAUGGCGACAGAGGGUGGAGUGGUGGGAGAGGCAGCGGCGAGGACUUGGAGCGUGGUGUGACUUGGUCGCUGCCAAUCCCAUGGUGGCUUCUGUCACUGACACUGUCCCUGGACGUCCACUGAACUGAACUUCUGAAGACAAGCAGAACUGGGAGGCCAGUUCAACUCAUUAAAUCAGACCAGGAGGAGGGUGGGUGCUGAAGAUGGAUCUGAAUUCAUUUCCAAGGCCAACAUGCCGCAGUAAGACAUAUUUGCUGUCCGUGGCUCUCAUGUGAGCUGCAGGUGGGCGUCAAAUGAAAAAAAGGAAACUGGAUGGACAUUUUUUACUUAGGAUCACGUUUGCUUAGGGACUCUUAUUUCCACUCUGUAUUUUCAAUUGUGUUUGGGGAGUUCUGUUAGAGUAUACGUUCUUUUGUACAGUGCUUGGAUAUCUCAGUGAUAAAAGAAGCUCUCAAGGUGCAGGUGGAGACGGGGCUCCUUUGCAGGCCAGAGCUAAAGAGUCCUAUCAUGAUUUUCCUGUCCCUCCCCUCCUACUGCGUACAGUACAUUCCCACGGCACCCUCUCCAAACCAUGCAUGGAAUUACCACUCCUUUGAAACGGGAUGAAGCAAUUUGUUGUACAAAACAAGACAAUAAAACUCAAU
This is a messenger RNA of Megalops cyprinoides (Indo-Pacific tarpon), 1668 nucleotides long. RefSeq names its product ADP-ribosylation factor 4. Bases 144 to 686 code for a protein of 180 amino acids. The record is from RefSeq and is a predicted model, not a curated record. The transcript has 6 exons. Lineage: Eukaryota; Metazoa; Chordata; Actinopteri; Elopiformes; Megalopidae. Gene Ontology annotation, molecular function: GTP binding; GTPase activity. Gene Ontology annotation, biological process: vesicle-mediated transport; intracellular protein transport. Gene Ontology annotation, cellular component: plasma membrane; cytoplasm.